Messenger RNA from Aphidius gifuensis, 1390 nucleotides. It is a transcript of the gene pch2, whose product is annotated as pachytene checkpoint protein 2 homolog. The record is from RefSeq and is a predicted model, not a curated record. Gene Ontology annotation, cellular component: nucleus; chromosome. Gene Ontology annotation, biological process: reciprocal meiotic recombination; meiotic recombination checkpoint signaling. The transcript is spliced from 5 exons. The coding region runs from base 62 to 1285 and encodes 407 amino acids. Gene Ontology annotation, molecular function: ATP hydrolysis activity; ATP binding. NCBI's taxonomy places the organism in Eukaryota, Metazoa, Arthropoda, Insecta, Hymenoptera, Braconidae.
UUUAAUUAAAUUUUAAUUGACAUUAAACUAAUAUUGACUAAGUAAUAUAUAUUUUAAAAACAUGGAACGUAUUGUAAUUGAUGUUGAAGUUUGUCAAAAAGCAAAUAGUACACUUGUACGUGAUGAGAUUAAAGAUAUUGUGAUGAAUUCAUUAAAUGUAAUUGAUCAGCUUUUACUUGAUGAGCCAAUUGAGCUUGAUAAACUAUCAAGUGAUCUCAUAACAGAGCAUAUAUUUUCAAUAAUAUGUUCAUUAAAAAAUAACAAGUUUCAGGAACAAAAUAAUAUUCUAAGGAUAACAGAAGGUAUGGGAUUUAGAGUAUUUAUUUAUCAAGCAACACAAGAAGAUGCUGCAACUGAAACAAUGCAAAGUGAUUCUGAAGAUUUACCAGUUGCUUCACAUUGGAUUUUACCAUCACAAGAAUUUCAUGGACUCUGGGAAAAUCUUUGUUAUGGUUCAAACAUCAAAGAAAAUUUAUUAAAUUACAUUGAAACAACAAUGGAAUUUUCAAAUAGAAAUGUUGAUUCAAAUAUAAUAUCAUGGAAUAGAGUUGUACUACUUCAUGGACCACCUGGUACUGGAAAAACAAGUUUAUGUAAAGCACUUGCACAAAAAGCAACAAUAAGAAUGCAUAAAUAUUUUACACGUGGUGAACUUGUAGAAAUAAAUAGUCAUAGUCUUUUUUCAAAAUGGUUUUCAGAGAGUGGUAAAUUGGUAAUGAAACUCUUCAAUGAAAUCAAGGUACUUUUAGAAGAUUCAGAAUCACUUGUAUGUAUACUAAUUGAUGAAGUUGAAUCACUAGCUCAUGCUAGAAAAUCUUGCACCAAUGGAACUGAACCAAGUGAUUCAAUAAGAGUUGUUAAUGCAUUAUUAACACAAUUAGAUCAAAUAAAACGUUAUAAAAAUGUGUUAAUAUUAACAACAAGUAAUGUUACUGAAGCAAUUGAUUUAGCAUUUGUUGAUCGUGCUGAUAUUAAACAAUUUAUUGGAUAUCCUGAUGAAAAAGCUAUUGCUAAAAUUUAUUGUUCUUGCAUAGCUGAAUUAGCCAAGGCUGGAUUGAUUAAAGUUGAUCCAUCAACAACUGAUGAUAAACUAGCCCAAAGUGAAGCAACAAAAUUAAUAAAAUCAAGUAUUGGCUUGAGUGGACGUGCACUACGUAAAAUACCAUUUUUAGCAUAUGGUUUAUUUAAACCAAUUGAUAAAAUAUUUGAUUAUUUAACAUUUAACAAAGCCAUGAUCAAGGCUGUCGAAAAAUACAAAAAAGAUGAGCUUAAAAAUGACCAAUAAAUAGUUGAUAAGAUAAUGACCAAGUAAUAUUAAUAAUGACCAAAUAAAUCUCAGGUUUAUUUCAAAAAAUAUACAUCAUCUUUCUUUUGAGAUUAAAAUUUUAAA